Heterocephalus glaber (naked mole-rat) is the source of this 1158-nucleotide messenger RNA. Lineage: Eukaryota; Metazoa; Chordata; Mammalia; Rodentia; Bathyergidae. The record is from RefSeq and is a predicted model, not a curated record.
GCGGAGGAGGCCGCGCGUGCGUCGGCCGCCGCCUACUCCCUGCCGGGAGGUGACCCAGACGCGAGGAACCCGGGCCGGGCAGGCGCCUGGGGGUGCUGCAGCCGCAGACCUUGCGGAUCCGGAGGAAGGGAGGGAUGCGGGGCGAGGGUGCGGCACAUCAAGAGUGAGAUCCUGGAGCGAAGCGUGGGGCUGCCGGGAUGGGAGACCUCGGAGCAGCGCCCGGGGCGGGCAGCACCGGCACUUAAGAGCCCGCCUCGACAUCGACCCCUCCCCCAGAAGUUCCCUCUUGGACGCUUUAUACCCCCAGAAAUCUUAAAAACAGCUCGGGAGUCACCUUUGGGCCGGGCCUUUGCACACUGUAACUGUGGUCAGGAUGACUCAGGAGGUGUGAUUGCCUAUAUCAGCUCUUCCAGCUCAGCCUCUAGCCCUGCCUCUUGCCACAGUGAGGGUUCUGAAAACAGUUUCCAGUCCUCCUCCUCUUCUGUUCCAUCUUCUCCAAAUAGCUCUAAUUCUGAUGUCAAUGGUAAUCACAAGAAUGGUGAUCUCUCCAAUAUAGAAGGCAUCCUGAAGAAUGAUCGAGUAGAUUGUUCUAUGAAGACAAGCAAGUCAAGUGUUCCUGGGAUGACAAAGAGUCAUAGUGGUGUGACAAAAUUCAGUGGCAUGGUCCUACUGUGUAAAGUCUGUGGGGACGUGGCGUCAGGAUUCCACUAUGGAGUUCAUGCUUGUGAAGGCUGUAAGGGUUUCUUUCGGAGAAGUAUUCAGCAAAACAUCCAGUACAAGAAGUGCCUGAAGAACGAAAACUGUUCCAUAAUGAGGAUGAAUCGGAACAGGUGUCAACAGUGUCGAUUCAAAAAGUGUCUGUCUGUGGGGAUGUCAAGAGAUGCUGUUCGAUUUGGUCGUAUUCCUAAGCGUGAGAAACAGAGGAUGCUAAUUGAAAUGCAAAGUGCGAUGAAGACCAUGAUGAACAGCCAGUUUAGUAGUCACUUGCAGAAUGAUACAUUAAUUGAACAUCAUGAACAGACAGCCUUACCUGCCCAAGAACAGCUUCGACCCAAGCCCCAGCUGGAGCAAGAAAACAUCAAAAGCUCGCCUUCUUCCUCUUCUGAUUUUGCAAAGGAAGAAGUGAUUGGCAUGGUGACCAGAGCGCACAAGGAUACU